This is a messenger RNA of Saimiri boliviensis boliviensis (Bolivian squirrel monkey), 840 nucleotides long. Lineage: Eukaryota; Metazoa; Chordata; Mammalia; Primates; Cebidae. The record is from RefSeq and is a predicted model, not a curated record.
GGAAGAUGGCGGAGCAAGAGCAAAGAAAAAUCCCUUUGGUUCCAGAAAAUCUCCUGAAAAAGAGGAAGGCUUAUCAAGCCCUCAAAGCCACUCAGGCAAAGCAGGCACUUUUGGCAAAGAAGGAGCAGAGGAAAGGAAAAGGGCCCAGGUUUAAGCGAUUGGAAUCAUUCCUGCAUGAUUCCUGGCGGCAGACACGUGACAAGGUGCGUGUCAGACGACUGGAAGUGAAGCCUCACGCCUUGGAAUUGCCAGAUAAACAUUCUUUGGCCUUUGUUGUACGCAUCGAAAGGAUUGAUGGUGUGAGUUUACUGGUGCAGAGAACCAUUGCAAGACUUCGCCUAAAGAAAAGUUUUAGUGGUGUCUUUGUAAAAGUCACUCCCCAGACCCUAAAAAUGCUGCGUAUAGUGGAACCUUAUGUGGCCUGGGGAUUUCCAAAUCUGAAGUCUGUCCGGGAACUCAUUUUGAAACGUGGACAAGCCAGGGUCAAGAAUAAGACCAUCCCUCUGACAGACAACACUGUGACUGAGGAGCACCUGGGCAAGUUUGGUGUCAUUUGCUUGGAAGACCUCGUUCAUGAAAUCGCCUUCCCGGGGAAGCAUUUCCAGGAGAUCUCAUGGUUCUUGCGCCCUUUCCACCUCUCAGUGGCCCGUCAUGCUACCAAAAAUAGAGUGGGCUUCCUCAAGGAGAUGGGCAAACCUGGCUAUCGGGGUGAACGCAUCAAUCAGCUCAUCCGCCAGCUGAACUAGAACCAGGUGCCAAACUGCAACAAAUUUUUAUCAAUGAAGUGGAAGCAUGUGUUUUUGGUUUUGGAGAAUUUGUAUCAAGGAUCUUCAGAGAAGA